Messenger RNA from Hansenula ciferrii, 771 nucleotides. It is a transcript of the gene BXI1, whose product is annotated as Bxi1p. The coding region runs from base 1 to 771 and encodes 256 amino acids. Gene Ontology annotation, cellular component: membrane. Lineage: Eukaryota; Fungi; Ascomycota; Saccharomycetes; Phaffomycetales; Wickerhamomycetaceae. The record is from RefSeq and is a predicted model, not a curated record. The transcript has a single exon.
AUGAGUUACGCUCCAAUAAAUAACCCUCCACAAUACUCAGAUAACCCAGAACAGUCACAAUAUGGGGAAACUGGGAUUGAUAACAUCCCAGAUGAUUUCAAAUAUGAUACUAAUGUUUCUGGUUGUGAAUUAUCUAUAAGACAACAAUUUAUCAAGAAAGUUUAUACAUUAUUAUUUUUACAAUUAUUAAUAACAGGUGCUAUUGGUGCUUUCAUUUCAUUAAAUCAAAGUGUUCAAAAUUUUGCCUUGACAAAUAUUUGGUUAUUCUUUGUUUCUAUUGCUGGUUCUAUUGGAUUUUUAAUUGCUGCUUAUGUUCAAAGUAAAAAUUAUCCAGUUAAUUUAAUAUUAUUAACAGGGUUUACUGUGUUUGAAGGUUAUAUCAUUGGUGUUGCUACUAGUCUUUAUGAUACACAAAUUGUUUUGGAAGCAUUAACUAUAACUUUAGUUGUUUUCAUUGGUUUAACAUUAUUUGCCUUCCAAUCAAAAUAUGAUUUUACUUCAUGGGCUGGUGUCUUAAAUUCCGUAUUAUUUUGUAUGAUUGGUAUUAGUUUCAUUUGGUUUUUCUUUCAACCAUCAAGUACUGCAGAAUUAGUUUAUAGUUCUAUUGGUGCUAUUGUUUUCAGUGGGUAUAUCUUGGUUGAUACUCAAUUAAUUUUAAGAAAAUAUAAUGUUGAAGAAGAAGUUCCAGCUGCUAUUAGUCUUUAUUUGGAUAUUAUUAAUUUGUUUUUAAACAUUUUAAGAAUCUUAUCAGCUUCACAAAAUGAUAACUAA